Molecule: messenger RNA, 1480 nt
Organism: Oryza sativa Japonica Group (Japanese rice)
Lineage: Eukaryota; Viridiplantae; Streptophyta; Magnoliopsida; Poales; Poaceae
Cellular component (GO): cytoplasm; membrane
Source: RefSeq, a predicted model, not a curated record
UGGGACGCGAGAUUCUCAGGCGAGCACACGAUCUCGCGGCGCGCUCACGUCCACGCCCUCGCAUCCACAAGCGCCGCGGUUAAAAAACCACGAGGCACCGUGUGUGUUUGUGUUGCUGUGGUGGUUGCCUUGGCUGCUUUGGAGAGUUGGGAGGAGCAGCGAGAGAGUGGGGGUUGAUGGCGGCGAUGGCGGCGGCCGUGGCCUCGUCCCCCUCCCCCUCCCCCGCCUCCACCCGCCUCCUCCGCGGCCACCACCCGCCCCCGUCGUGCUCGGCGCCGUCGCUGCUCCGCCUGACCAGGUCGUCGCGGAGGCUACGGCUGCGCGCCGCGGCGGCGGCGGAGGAGGCCGACGUGCUCCCCGGGCCUGGGGCCGAGGGGGAGAUGGCGACGGGCGGGAGGCUGGAGGAGCAACCCGAGGGGCCGAUCGGGGGCAGCCAGGUCGACAUCGGCGGGCUCGCCUUCCAGGGCGACAUGGGCGGAGGAGGGUUCGCCGGCGGGAGCGGGGGCGCCGGGGCCGGCGGCGGGGACGGCAACAAGAUGCUCGACCGCGGCAUCAACACGGCCAUCGUGCUCGGCGCCAGCACCUACGCCCUCACCAAGCUCCUCACCGUCGACCACGACUACUGGCAUGGAUGGACGAUCUUUGAGAUCUUGCGGUACAUGCCCGAGCACAACUGGUCGGCUUACGAGGAGGCCCUCAAGACCAACCCGGUGCUUGCCAAGAUGAUGAUUAGUGGCGUCGUCUACUCCCUCGGCGACUGGAUUGCGCAGUGCUACGAAGGCAAGCCGAUCUUCGAGUUCGACCGUGCUCGGAUGUUCCGGUCUGGCCUCGUCGGGUUCACGCUUCACGGGUCCCUUUCACAUUACUACUACCAUUUCUGCGAGGCACUGUUUCCAUUCAAGGAUUGGUGGGUUGUUCCCGCAAAGGUUGUGUUCGAUCAGACGGCCUGGUCUGCGAUAUGGAACAGUAUCUACUUCGUGGUCUUGGGGUUCCUUCGUUUGGAAUCACCGGCCACUAUUUCCAGUGAGCUCAAAUCCACGUUUUGGCCCAUGCUUACUGCCGGCUGGAAGUUGUGGCCUUUUGCACACUUGGUUACAUAUGGCCUAGUUCCUGUUGAACAAAGACUUCUGUGGGUUGACUGCGUGGAGUUAAUCUGGGUUACAAUACUGUCAACUUACUCCAACGAGAAAUCUGAAGCAAGGAACUCCGAGGACGCAUCCACAUCAAAUGCUUCCAAUGACAAUUCAAUAUAGCGAACGGUAUAGCCAGCCAAGCUGCCCUUUACCUUCAUCAUUUUGGGCUUGUAUAUAUUGUACAAUUUGUAGCUGCAGCUCUGCAGGUGUAACCUUUUUGCAAAGAUAAAUUAAACAUAUAAGAUGUGUAGCAACUGCCAAAGGCAAUCAGAACGAAAUUACCUUGCACUGGAUCAACUGUUGACGAGAUUAUGAGCUAUGCAAUUUUGGUAGCUAUUCUUUUGAUC